GGUGAAAAGAAGCAGAGGAUAAACAUCAGUGUCAACAUGAGAUUGCAGGAAGAGAAGGUUUUUAAAGCAUCAUGUGGUUGUAGUCAUGGAUAGUGGAAAAUUAACACUUUCUUUCAUCUGGCUAUUCAGUUUCGGUGUUUUCAUCCUAUCUGAACAUUUCACUUUCGGUAAAGAAUUGUACAAAGAGGUGAUCUGUUAUAACGAUGUUCUUCGCCUCAGCUGUGGAAGUUCUAAUUUCAUAGCCAUCCACGAAGCCUUCUACACCACAGAAUCUCAGGAGAAUCAAACCUGCCAACUACCUGCGCCCGAAAAUGAAUACAUUGAGGACGAAUCUAUGGAAGUGGGGAGCAGCAAUUCCUCCCCAUGCCACGAGGACAUUCGGAUCUCUCUAAAUAAAGCGUGCUCCGGAUCAAGUAGUUGUAUUUUCAAUGGAACCUUACAGGAGUCGAACAUACAGUGUCGUGUUCGAGGAGGACAGUUCGUCGUCAGAUAUGAUUGCGUACCAGACAAAAACCUCAACAAAUUCUGCAACUCAAAGGUGCAAGCCCGCGAGGGGUACAUCUCCUCCCCCGGCUUCCCGAAGUACUACCCCAAGUUGGACAACUGCAGCUGGAACUUGGAGGGCUCCGCGGGCCAGACGAUCCUGCUCAAGAUCCUGCACCUGCACACGACCCAGGCCACCGAGGUCUACCCGACGGUCGCGGACCCGGACGCCUACGCCCCGGGCAUCCUGGGGCUGCUCAGGUCCGGGGAGGAGACGUCUCGCUGCGACGUCGACGCCCUCGUCGUCCUGGAGGGAGACGUCAAGCGAGCCGUCGUCUGCGGGGAGGAGCUGCAGACGCUGAAGACGCUCGUGGCGGAGGCGGACGCUGGACUGACGCUCAAGUUCCAGACGGCGGGGUUUCUGCCCGCGAGCGGAUUUCUGGCCUAUUUCAAAGUGCAAGGGUGUCCGACCAUAAAAGCGUCUGACGGAAGCCACCUGGUGGAACGAAAUGGUAGUGCAGCCAUUUACGCUUGCGAUCAUCAUCAGGUGUUCAAUGAUUCGCUGGAAAGUGUCCGGUUCCUAAGUUGUGUUCGAGACCAUCACUGGAACGACACGUUGCCACCUUGCAUUGCUCUAGAAGAAGCGACCACGGUUUUAGUUCCACACAGAAUAAUAGAACUCGAAGAAGCAGCUGAAAACAACAUAACGGCUGCGUUUGAAACCGUAGAGACCACCACAAUGUCCAACGUCGUUGUAUCUGCCCAGGCUUCUGUCAUCGAAGACGUAGUGAUACCAGCCGUUCUGAUUGUUGCUUUGAUCGUGGGGAAUGGAGUCAUAUUGUCUGUCAUCUGUUAUUUGAGAAGGAAGCAACGAAAGAAGAUCGACGAUGAUGAAAAUAAUGGCGAAGAAACGAGCCAGCCAAAGUCACAGCCUCUAGUCUCCGAAGAAGUUAAAGACGCUUAGAGCUUUUUUUCUUAGCUAGUGUCCAUGCCAACUUGUAUGUUGAAAUGUCCUCAGAAAUACUGUGUUGAUUUUUUAAAGUAAAACGUUUGUUAAAAUAUCCUCAGAAAUUUACGAAUUUUUCAAACGUAAAAUUGUAUUUCAA
Uloborus diversus is the source of this 1589-nucleotide messenger RNA. RefSeq lists its product as uncharacterized. Bases 86 to 1447 code for a protein of 453 amino acids. The record is from RefSeq and is a predicted model, not a curated record. Lineage: Eukaryota; Metazoa; Arthropoda; Arachnida; Araneae; Uloboridae. The transcript is spliced from 8 exons.